This is a messenger RNA of Triticum aestivum (bread wheat), 1637 nucleotides long. RefSeq names its product low temperature-induced protein lt101.2. The record is from RefSeq and is a predicted model, not a curated record. Gene Ontology annotation, cellular component: membrane. NCBI's taxonomy places the organism in Eukaryota, Viridiplantae, Streptophyta, Magnoliopsida, Poales, Poaceae. The transcript has 2 exons. Bases 1254 to 1418 code for a protein of 54 amino acids.
AUGCUUGAUGGCCGGCGGCGGCAGCGCCCGUGGGUGUCGCUUUCCUCCUUGGAGGCGCCGUCGAGGAGUUUUUGCACUUCCUCAACUCUCGGGUCAAGAUCUACGGGCGAAAGUCAUGAUCCUGUUCGAUCGGGCGGCGGCGGCAUCUUCAAUGUCGUUUUCCCUCUUUGGGGCGCCGUCUUGGAGAUCUUGGCCCCUUUUGUGCUUCCUGCAGGCUGGACGUGCGCGGCAUCACGGUUGGCUAGGUGUGCAACUGGUGAUGCGUGUGGUUGGCGUUGCGACUCGUGUGAUGACGACGAUGAUGGCGUGCGAAGCUAGGUCGUUGCUUGCCCUUCUGAUGUCGAUGGUCCGGUGCGCCAAUGGGUGUGCCUAUGCUGGCUUCUGGCUGUGACAGAGAAGUCGGAGCUGCGUGCAAUGCCUCUGCGGCAACGAUGACUCCAUGAGGGCGGUUUUCAGCGGGCGGUGCUCUCCGGAUGAUGCGCUGGACUAGGUCGGUGCGAGGCUUGCAACUUUCUUCUGUGAAGCAUUUCAGCAAAAUCGGAGCUGCCAUGUCCUCGACGCUUCGGUCGACUGUUUGGCUUGUCUGUGGCCAGGUCGGCUGUGUGUGCCCCGUGGGGUUGUAUCUGGGUUUUCGCCCGAUUUUUCUUUAAUUAACCGGGCAAAUCUCUUCUUUUUAAUCAAUGAAAAUGGCAAAUCUUUUGCCUCUUAUCAAAAAAAUCAGCUCAAGUUUUUAAGGAAAAGGACGGGAAUUGACAUCGAUGUCGCGCCAGCUGAGAGGGGCGCGCACUGUUGAUGGCGUCGGUCGACACGUGGAACAAUACAGCAACAGAAAUGGCAGGCGAACAUGGGACUCACAGAAUUGCAUGGUUAAUUAGUGAAAAAGUUACAGUACAACACCAUUCACCGAUGUGGUUACCAACAUGCAUUUCACGCACACCAUCGAGAGGAAGGCCACGAUUGAGUUUGCCCGCAAGAGUCCUCGUUAUUACUUGCCCACUUGUCCCAAAAAAAGUUGCUACGCGGAGUGCAGGUGGCCAAGCCACGUGCCAGGACAGGGACACAUACACCACCUACAAAGGCCAAAGCAGACCAGAACAGUUACUAAAAACACCCGAAGUCUUGUCUAUAUAAACGGACGUGUACACGAUCUUGCAAUCCAAAUCAACCGCCCACCCCAUCCAGGCGCUUCUCGCUUUCAGAAAGAGGAAGGACAGAGAAAGAAAGAAGCCAGAAAGCCUCGAGUGAAGUGAGCCAUGGCCUCAGCAACGUUCAUAGAGGUGAUCCUCGCCAUCAUCCUGCCUCCGGUCGGCGUCUUCCUGCGCUACGGCCUCGCCGUGGAGUUCUGGAUCUGCCUCUUGCUGACCCUACUGGGGUACAUACCGGGGAUCAUCUACGCGGUGUAUGUGCUGGUGGCUUAAGCAACGGCCUCUGCUGCAGGGUCCAGGCUUGGACGAGCGAGUCGCUCUGCAAGAGCAACAGGGGCUGUCUUCAGAGGGCAUGUGUUGAUCAGUUCGUGCUUGUUUAUGUAUGUAUUGAUUGAGUAUUGUGGAUUUUUCUUUCUUUGGAACUCGGUAUUGUUGACCUGUGAUGUGAUAAGUAUGUUUAUGAUCUUAAAUUCAAAUUAUUGGACGUCGAAA